AUGAUCUCUCCACCUUGGCAGAAGAAGAACCCACUUUGGGGAGCAUCAAACACAGCCUACGCCCGCUGGUUGCCCGCAGACUAUGAGGACGGCUUCUCUGUACCCAAAGGAUGGAAUCAAUCCAAGACCUAUAACGGCUUCUCGUUGCCUUUGGUGCGCCAGGUGUCCCAUGAAAUCUUGCACACACGGAAUGAGAACAUCUCCCUGGACAGCUCCUAUACCCACAUGCUGGUGGAGUGGGGCCAGUGGAUUGAUCACGACAUGGAUCUCACCCCCCAGAGUGCCAGCACCGUUUCUUUCACGGAUGGAGCUGACUGCUCCCAUGGUUGCAUCAACCGGAACCCGUGCUUCCCCAUCCAGAUCCCUGCUGGCGACUUCCGUCUGGGUGGGGGGACAAUGAAGUGCAUGCCUUUCAUCCGCUCUUCGCCAGCUUGUGGCAGUGGACAAUCCAGCUUCCUUCUGGGGCAGCUGCAGCCCCGGGAGCAGCUGAACAGCCUCACCUCCUUUGUGGACGGCAGCAUGAUCUACGGCAGCACGGCCUCGCUGGCCAGGAAGCUCCGCAACUUCACCCAGGCACUGGGGCUUCUGGCCGUCAACCAGGAGUUCUCCGACGGUGGCCUUCCACUCCUGCCCUUUGCUGAGAAGAAAUCCCCAAACCCUUGUGCCUUGACCCGGGACUCCUGCCUUGCCAAUGCGUCUGACGUGCCUUGCUUUGUGGCAGGAGACUCAUGGUCCAAUGAACAUUUAGGCAUUCAAGUCCUGCACACAGUGUUCCUGAGGGAGAGCAACAGAAUUGCUACCACCCUCCACCAGCUCAACCCCCAAUGGAGUGGGGAAAUUCUGUAUCAGGAGACUCGCAAAGUCAUUGGGGCCUACCUCCAGAUUAUAAACUGGAGGGAUUAUGUCCCAAAGAUCCUUGGCCCAGAAGCCACUGAGGCCUACCUUCCUCCAUACUCUGGUUACGACGAGUCUGUUGACCCCCGUAUCUCCAAUGUCUUUGCCACAGCUGCAUUUCGCUUUGCCCAUGUCACCAUCAAUCCUUUCCUCUCCCGUCUGGAUGAAAACUUUGAGGAGAAUCCCAGUCACCCCAGCAUAUCUCUUCAUCAGUCAUUCUUCUCCCCAUGGAGGAUCAUUGAGGAAGGAGGGAUUGAUCCUAUCCUACGUGGAGAGAUCUUCACCCUUGCAAAGCUCCAGACAGCCACUCAGAUGAUGCCAGAGGAGCUGACAGAGAAGCUGUUUCAUCCCAAGAAGGCACUGUCCCUUGACCUGGCAGCUCUGAACCUGCAAAGAGGCCGGGACCAUGGACUGCUAGGUUACAACUCCUGGAGGAGGUUCUGUGGUCUCCCAGAGGCCCACACUUUCUCUGACUUGCAGCACAUCCUCAACAGCAGCUACCUGGCUCACAAACUACUCAAGCUGUAUGGGACGCCUGAGAACAUUGAUGUCUGGAUUGGGGCCAUCGCAGAACCUCUCCUGCCUAGUGCCCGAGUGGGGGAACUGCUUGCUUGCUUGCUGGGAAGGCAGUUCCAGGCCCUGCGAGAUGGUGACAGGUUCUGGUGGGAGAAUGAAGGAGUGUUCACCCAUCGCCAGAGGGAAGAGCUAGCAAAGGUGACUUUGUUCCGGAUCCUUUGCGACAACACCCACCUCCACCACCUCCCUGCGGACGUCUUCUCAACCAGUCACUUCCCAAGUGACUUUGUGUCCUGCAAGAGCUCCCAGAUUCCAAGGGUGGACCUGACUGCAUGGAGGGAAGAUUCAGCAGACACACCUUGUGGGCCGGUCCCUCUGGUUGAAGGAGCCCACUACGUCCAGUGUAAAGCCUCAGUGUUCUUUGAGUGUUGGCCUGGCUACAUUCGGGAGGGUCCUUCCUCUAUAACCUGCAAUGUUGAAGACAGAGAGUGGAGCACUGUGUUGCCUGUUUGCCGAGACAUUGAUGAAUGUGAGCACAGCCAAGAGAAUCCCUGCCCCUCUCCACAGAUUUGUGUGAACAUACCUGGGAGCUUCAAAUGUGCCUGUCAGGGCUCCCUGGUUCCAUCUCAGGAUGGCACCACCUGCAUUGGUAGGUUGGGUUGAGAGACCAGGCUGUGA
Messenger RNA from Lacerta agilis (Sand lizard), 2088 nucleotides. Its product is annotated as thyroid peroxidase-like. Lineage: Eukaryota; Metazoa; Chordata; Lepidosauria; Squamata; Lacertidae. Gene Ontology annotation, molecular function: calcium ion binding; heme binding; peroxidase activity. The transcript has 11 exons. The coding region runs from base 1 to 2073 and encodes 690 amino acids. The record is from RefSeq and is a predicted model, not a curated record. Gene Ontology annotation, biological process: response to oxidative stress.